AUGGGUGCUCUUUGCAUCGCUCUUACUCUUUUCCUCCUCUUGUGCAUACCUGCACAAGCACAGUGGUGGAAUUUCUUCUGGAGUAGCCCCAAGAGCACCUUCAGCCCCUCUACUCCAUCCAUAACGUCACCGAGCCCCUCAGAUAUGCGAGGGACAAAAGCAUGGGUGGGAAAUGAGGACGAAAAACCAGGAACUACUUUCAGUAGUGCCAUCCCAACUGAGGCUGGGAUGUCAGUUCUCAACCCAGAUGGGUCUAUUUCUUUCCGGGGAACGCUACCUCCAGAUGUGACUACAGUUGUGAUGAGCAGUAAUGCAAGAUCCAAUUUCAAACCACUGAAACACUGGAAGAGUGGUGACUUCGGAAGUCAUGUGGACUUGACAGCGUUAAUUGGCAUGCCCCUCCCUCCUUCUGUCUCCUUCACGCCUGGUUUUGAGGGGUUUCCAGCUUACCAUUUUGGGCCUGAAGCCAACAUAGGCAGGCUCACCAAGGCCUUUGUACCAGACCCAUUCUACAUCGACUUCGCCAUCAUUGUCACGAUCCGACCAGCCAGCCAGAGAGGAGGCACUCUAUUUGCCAUCACAGAUGCCCGCCAAAAGGUGGUUGAGUUGGGCUUGGCCCUUACUCCAGUCCAUGCAGGUUUUCAGAAUAUCUUAUUAUACUACACUGACAGCAAGCAGCCAUCCCACAGCCAAAAAGCUGCUGCCUUCAAGGUCCCAGACAUGACGGACCAGUGGACUCGCUUUACUGUUGUUGUGGAGCACAAUGAGGUGCGUCUCUACAUGGACUGUGGCGAAGCUGAGAGAGCAGCCUUCCAUCGAAGGCCGGAACGACUCACUUUUUCACCUUAUUCGGGCCUUUUUGUUGCAAAUGCAGGAAGUACAGGCCUCGAGAGGUUUGUGGGGGCUAUUCAGCAGCUGGUUAUCAAAGAUGAUCCCAGGGCAGCCGAGGAACAGUGUGAGGAUGACGAUCCUGAUGCUUCUGGAUAUGCCAGUGGUGAUGAUGGUCUGGAUGACAGAGAGACAGAAGAAGAAAUAAAGAAAACAGAAAGAAAUAAACAUGGAGCUGCACAGGGAAACACUGCUCCAAUUAGAGCACCACCAACAGAGGCUCCAAAGAUGGAGAAUGAAAAAAAUUCAGAUCACCAGACCUCAAUUGAGGCCAAUGAAGAGGUCUUGCAAAAGGGGCCUCAGCAGACAGACGAGCCCGGGGAAGUAUCUGAAGAUGUUCUUGUAAAGCAUACCUUAAAAGGAGAGCCGGGGGAUUCUGGACCACCAGGCUCACCUGGCCCUCCUGGGCCCACUCUUCUACCUGGGCAAAUUCAACCAGGAGCAAGAGGUCCAAAAGGACCGCCAGGAAUUCCUGGAAAGCCAGGGAGAGACGGACAGCAGGGAAUGAAGGGGGACAAUGGAGAUGUAGGUCAAAGAGGACCUCAAGGAUUUCCAGGUUUGGAUGGAGAUGCUGGCAUCAAAGGAGAAAAGGGAGAGCCAGGAGUUGGAUUACCAGGCCCACCAGGCCUUCCUGGUCCACCUGGACCUCCCAGAUCACGCAGUGUAUCUUAUGGAGAAGAUGCGCUGGGUUCUGGGUUUGAAGACCUGGACAGUGAUACUGAACUCAUUAGGGGUCCUCCUGGACCACCUGGCCCUCCAGGACCACCUGGGCCUUCAGGGAACAACCCUUCAUCAACUGGCAUUGCUGAUGGCUUCGCUCACACAUAUGCUGCGCCACGUGGUGCCCCUGGUAAAACUGGACUCAAAGGGCAACCAGGAAUACCAAUGGUUACUGAUUGGUUUAGUGGUUCUGGGUCUGGUGGUUCAGGUUUGAGUACAGACUUGUACUCUGAACUUGGCUCGGGUUUCAGUUCUGAUUCUGAGUCCGGUUUUGCUUCUGGGAACGGGCUUGACCUGAGCUCUGUUUGGGUAUCAGGCGAGGGUCGAGCUGGAAAAGAUGGGGCUCCUGGCCUUCCUGGAGCUGUUGGAGAAAAGGGUAACAGAGGUUUACCUGGACCCCCUGGACCGAAGGGUGAAUGUGGAUCUACUGGGAUUGCGGGGUCUGUGGGCCCUCAAGGGCCCAGCGGCCCACCAGGAAAAAGAGGCCCACCAGGUCCACCAGGACCUCCUGGUCCCCCGAGUCUUGCUGGAACCAAAUUCUUUGUUGAGGAUAUGGAAGGAUCUGGCAAAAGUGAUGUGCUCACUGGUGCAAGAAUGCCUGGUCCACAGGGUCCACCUGGACUUCCUGGUCCACAAGGUCCCAAGGGUGAGGAUGGAGCCCGAGGUCCACCGGGCCCCUCCAUCAAGGGCGAAAGAGGGGACCCAGGAGCAAAUGGGUUGCAAGGUCCUGCUGGAUUACCAGGUCCAAGGGGGGCUAAAGGAGAAAAGGGUAACCAAGGGCAAAAGGGUGACUGCGGCACUCAUGGUCUGUCCAUCACAGGACCACCCGGGCCACCUGGUCCUCCUGGACCUUUCAUUAACCUGACAGAUUUCCUCCUGAAUGACACAGAGAAUAUGCUCAACUUCACUGAGAUCAGAGGACCACCAGGGCCUGAGGGACGUGAGGGCUUGCCUGGCAAAGCUGGAUUUCCAGGCCCCAGAGGACCAAAGGGAGACAUGGGCCCUCCAGGUACUCAAGGGUCAGCAGGGCUGAAGGGAGCAAAGGGAGAGCCGGGUGUGACCAUUGCUGCCGAUGGCUCCCUUUUAACAGCACCAAGAGGCCCAAAUGGGCCCAGAGGCAUCAAGGGUACCCGUGGAUUGCCUGGACCUGCAGGACCCACUGGCCCAUAUGGUCCACCCGGACAAAAAGGAGAAUAUGGCUUCCCUGGUCGCUCUGGACGACCUGGUAUGCCUGGUAGGAAAGGGGAAAAAGGAGAUUGUGUUGGCCUUCCAGGUCCCCCGGGCCCACCUGGUGCGCCUGGACUUCCAGGAAGAAUUCUUGGACUGAAUGGAACAGUGUUCCCCGUGCGCCCCAGACCGCACUGCAAAAAGGGACCAGAUUCAAACAAUGGGGUCGAUGUUGCUAAAACUAAAGGAGAAAAAGGAGAUGUCGGAAUACCUGGAGAGCCAGGAACUCCUGCCCCUGGAUUUCCCGAUGGAAUUGUGGGUGGUAAAGGUGACCAGGGAUCCAGAGGUCAGAAGGGAGAAAAGGGUGACUCUGGUGCUCCCGGUCCUCCGGGACUACCAGGGCGGUCAGGACCUGUGGGUCCAAAAGGGGAGUCGGUCAUUGGCCCUCCAGGUCCUCCCGGUUCACCAGGUCAACGUGGUGCCCCUGGGUUCGGACGCCCAGGUCCAAGAGGGCCACCUGGACCUGCCGGAAACCCAGGACCUGUUCCGGGCCCUCCUGGUCCUCCUGGCCCACCAGGAAUUUCAAAUCUGGUGUCCACCUAUGAGACAACACAUGCUCUGACCAAAGAGACCCACUUGGUUCCAGAGGGAACAUUAGCAUACGUGUCCGAUAACGGAGGAGAGCUUUACAUCAGAUCACAGAGCGGAUGGCGUAAAGUUCAGCUCGGAGACUUGAUCCACUCUGAACCGCCAUCCACAUCAGCACAUCGGGCCCACAGCAAACCUGGAGAAUAUAGCAGACCUCACAGAAGCCACAGCCAGGAGCUACAUGAGGGGAAUAGAGGAUAUCAGCCCAGUUUUAACAUAUUGCCACGGACCUUCAAUGCUGUUGCUGGGCUCCAUCUAGUAGCUCUAAACGCUCCAUUAAAGGGGGAUAUGCGAGGGAUCCGUGGUGCCGACUUUCAGUGCUACCAGCAGGCACGGACCAUGGGCCUGACGAGCACAUACCGAGCCUUCCUGUCCUCGCACCUCCAAGACCUGGCCACCAUUGUGAGGAAGGCAGACCGCAGCGACAUGCCUGUGGUUAAUCUCAGGGGUGAAAUGCUGUUCAAAAGCUGGAUGUCCAUUUUCUCUGGAAACGGUGGCACAUUUGACCCUUCCAUCCCCAUUUACUCCUUUGACGGACGCAAUGUGAUGAUUGACUCAGCAUGGCCAGAGAAGUUGAUCUGGCAUGGUUCAAGUGCUGUGGGAAUCCGCGCGACCAUGAACUACUGCGAAGCAUGGAGGACUGCUGACAUGGCGGUGACGGGUCAGGCCGCUCUGCUUCAAACAGGACGCCUUUUAGGACAACACACACGUUCGUGCUCCAACCACUACAUUGUACUAUGUAUAGAAAACACAUACGUUGGGAACAUCCAUCAACGGAGGUCUUGA
Nerophis lumbriciformis (worm pipefish) is the source of this 4209-nucleotide messenger RNA. NCBI's taxonomy places the organism in Eukaryota, Metazoa, Chordata, Actinopteri, Syngnathiformes, Syngnathidae. The record is from RefSeq and is a predicted model, not a curated record.